Messenger RNA from Callorhinus ursinus (northern fur seal), 2878 nucleotides. It is a transcript of the gene PKIA, whose product is annotated as cAMP-dependent protein kinase inhibitor alpha. The record is from RefSeq and is a predicted model, not a curated record. Lineage: Eukaryota; Metazoa; Chordata; Mammalia; Carnivora; Otariidae. Gene Ontology annotation, biological process: negative regulation of protein kinase activity. Gene Ontology annotation, molecular function: cAMP-dependent protein kinase inhibitor activity.
UCAAUGUCACUAUAAAAAUCAUUUUAGCAGCUUCAUACGCCCAACUUCUUUUAAGAUACACAUCUAUGUGGAAUGCUUCAACUUAUUUAAUAUAGGAGACUCCCUGCUAUGUGGAUAUUUGUUAGCAAUGACUGAUGUGGAAACUACAUAUGCAGAUUUCAUUGCUUCAGGAAGAACAGGUAGAAGAAAUGCAAUACAUGAUAUCCUGGUUUCCUCUGCAAGUGGCAACAGCAAUGAAUUAGCCUUGAAAUUAGCAGGUCUUGAUAUCAACAAGACAGAAGGUGAAGAAGAUGCACAACGAACUUCUACAGAACAAAGUGGGGAAGCCCAGGGGGAAGCAGCAAAAUCUGAAAGCUAACACCCCACUUUGAUAACUUCAGCAACAUCUGACAAUGUCUCAAAUCUCCAGGCCUGGCUGGAAUGAAUUUGUUUCCAAGAGUGAAAAGGGGGUGGGAAAAAUAGCUGUCCUGCAUUGUAGGAAUCUGCUCAUUAUCAUGUUAAAAAUGGGGGCAGAGGCUGUGGCUGCAGACAGACUUUUCUCUACCUCUGUCAUUAGCAAUGGUUGAAAUCAUGUGACUUGUGUUUGGAUGUCAUUUUUAUAUGGAUCCUUUCACUUGACCAUAUGAUAAAAUGCUUGUAGAGAGUAGCACUGACCUAGAUGAUUCUUCCUGUAGCAUCUGGCCCCUCACAAUGUCAGAGGAUUUAAUUGUGUCUAAUUGCAAAGGGUUGGUUGAACCCCAGAGUUUAAAUAUCUCUGGUCUAAGUAUUCACCCAGUAAAAGAACCAUCCAGAAAGCACUGUUUUUAGCAUUAUGUAUCUGUGUGUUCCUGCUGUGUUAUUUACACUGUUUUGUAUUGUACAAAAUAGACGCUCAGCACUGCCCCCUUCUUUGAUCGCUUAUGAGAAACAAAAAUAAUGUAUGUGACUGUGAAUUUUUAUACCACUCAUUUUUAAAAGGGCUGCCUUUUUCCUUCUCCACAGUGUGGUGUGGUGUACACAGGAUAGAUCACACUUUUUUUUAACUUAACCUUUCCCCUUGAUUCACUGUUGAUGAAUUAAGUCUAACUAAUUCAUCAAGACUUUUUUGCUUUAUUAUAGAGGCACUUGAAAAUAUCCGCUAAUGUGAAUUUUACUUGAAAUUCAGUCUGUUUGGUGUCUGCACAGACCAGAAUUCAAUAUGCAAAUUUUGUUUUAUUUUCAAUUGGAGAACUUUCCCCAAUUAAUAUAUUUUUUAAAAUUUUUAAUUAUGAGGAUUUUGGAGAAUCAGGAUGGUGGGAAAGAUAAGAUAACAUUAAGAACAGGAAACAUUUUGUUCUUAUGGAAUCAAAUUACUCAGUGCUGUAUGCUACUAUUUAAAUUUAGAGGACAGCUUAUCUGGAUGGAGCUGUAACAGAUGGAAAAAAUUAUCUUGCAAUCAUGUGGACACCAAUCACAAAAGUAAAGCCCUUGCAUUGUGUUUUUUCAUGUCUUUUUUCAGCCCUAUCAGAUACAAAUGUUAUUAUGCACUUUUUAAUGUUUGUAAACUUUUACUAAUAAUUAGUGUGAAUUGCAUUCUGAUACAAUAAUAAUUAUCAUUAGAAGCUAACAAAAUCCUCAUUAAUACUGUUGAUAGCCUCUGCUGUGUUUUGACAUCUCAUGAUUCUUAUAUGGAAAGUUUCUGUGAGCUGUGUAAUCCCACUGGUCAGUAUUAUAAAAUCAUUUAUCAGUAGUAAUAAAUAAGGAACCGGUAAUAUGCCAAUGGCUCAUGGGUUACUGGACAAAUAGCAGAUAACAGGAAGACCCUUUACAAUAAAGGACCCACUUAAAUUAUCCUCAAGGUCUUAGAUACAGUCCCAUUUGAGGUAGGUUAAGCAGCAUUUCCACAGAUAAUCUCCAUGGAUAUAUGGGGAACUCAGCCCUAAGAAAGGUCAAUCUUCCCUCAUCCCCCCUUACAAUACUUUCCAAAUGAGUAGGAUAAGGGCAAGGGUAUCAUUCAGUCCUCAAUCAUACGUUACUAGAAAAAAUGUUAAUAAUGUAAGUCUCUCAGAAAAUAGUAAAUAUUAGAGUACUUCAUUCUAACCAGUUAGGGUCCCAAAUGCCCUAUUAAAAUUCAAAGAAACCCACCUAUUAAUAGACUCACAAGUGGGAAGAGAGGUUCCUGAGGCUUUUUUAGACAAUCUCUGGUAGUCCAUUUAAAAUAUCUAACCCAUAAAAUCACUUUUUCAGUAUCCUCAUUUGCUAUCCUCAUAGCUUUCUUGUGAAUCUAGGUAAAGUUCUCUCCAUCCUUAAAGUUGUGGAAUUCCAAACUGGUUACGUGAUUUUGUAAAGUUUAGGACUAGUGCUGAGUGUAUGUGGAGAGUUUAUAUUCCUAUGUGAUAUAUUAUUAUUAAUGCAUGUGGUGUCAUGCUUGUCUUUGAAUAUAUAAUAGUGCUAAAUUGCAAAGUCAUAUGGAGCUUUUGAAUUAUUUUGACCUCUUACUGCUACUUUGUCUGCUAUAUUCAAACCCAGAGGCAUUCCCAAGCUAGAAGAUAAAAAUCUACUUUCCAAAAUGUCGACAUCCUACAAUGUUGCUCAGCAAAAGUUCACAGUGUCUUCCAAAUUGUAUUGUCAUAUCUUUUACUUGCAAGUCAAUAAUGUACAUGGAAUUGAAUUUUUAAGGACAAAAGGAAAAGGUAGAAAACUAAGGCGUUAGGUUUGAGACUGUGCAUUGAAUGCCCACUAACCAAUAACUUAUGCUAAUCACUUCCCAGCACAUUUUCUCCCAUUUAAUAGUUCCUCCUCAGAGAAUUUGAUUAAAGAGGUAGUGUUAUCCCAUUUCACAGAUUAAGAAAUUAAGGCUCAAUAAGGUAUAACUUUUCCAAGUUUAAAAAGCUAAUAAAUGUUGAAAUUAAGAUUUGAA